AUGGAGGAGCAGAUCAAGAGCGAGAGGCGCUGGUGGCAGGAACACCUUCUCCAGGAGGUUGCCAGGAUCGAGGCCACCGUUAGCAAGGAGAUCUCGAAGUCCACCAGCGCGCUGCGCGAGCAUUUGCAGCUCCAGAUGGAGGAGCAAAGGAUGGUGAUCCACACGGCACUGUCGCCGCUUCGGAGCCCCCGGCACCGCAGACCCGUGUCACUACAGAGUUAG
This is a messenger RNA of Prorocentrum cordatum, 222 nucleotides long. The record is from the annotation of a GenBank genome assembly. NCBI's taxonomy places the organism in Eukaryota, Dinophyceae, Prorocentrales, Prorocentraceae.